Cyprinodon variegatus (sheepshead minnow) is the source of this 1900-nucleotide messenger RNA. RefSeq names its product nucleophosmin-like (gene npm1a). The transcript is spliced from 11 exons. Gene Ontology annotation, biological process: ribosomal large subunit biogenesis; ribosomal small subunit export from nucleus; ribosomal large subunit export from nucleus. Gene Ontology annotation, molecular function: chromatin binding; histone binding; RNA binding. The coding region runs from base 91 to 981 and encodes 296 amino acids. The record is from RefSeq and is a predicted model, not a curated record. NCBI's taxonomy places the organism in Eukaryota, Metazoa, Chordata, Actinopteri, Cyprinodontiformes, Cyprinodontidae. Gene Ontology annotation, cellular component: nucleolus; cytoplasm; nucleoplasm.
GAGAGGAAGAAGCAGAACCCACGUUGGUUAAAUCCUUCCAUUCCAGCUCUUUCAGCACAGGCAGACAGUCGGUCAUUUCCAUCCGCAAAAAUGAACGGCGUAAACGACGAGCCAAUAGCACCACAAACAUUUCUUUACGGGUGUGUUCUGCAAGCAGGCAAGGAGGUGGUCUUUAAUCCUGAGGAUGACGACUUCGAGCACCAACUAGAUCUGAGGAUGGCAUGUGUUGACCCAAGCACAAAAGAUGAGCUUCAGGUGGUGGAGGUAGAAGGACAGAAUUCAGAGGAAGAGCAAGUUAAAGCAACACUAGCUUCACUUAAGCCAUCUACCCUGCCGAGUGUGUGCCUUGGUGGGUUCACAAUCACACCCCCAGCAGUGUUUCGUCUCAAGGCGGGUUCAGGUCCCGUCCACAUCAGUGGACAGCACCUUAUCAUGAUGGGGGGUGAUGAGAGUUUUGGUGAAGACAGUGAAGAAGAAGAGGAGGAGGAGGAGGUAGAGGAAGAUGUUAAAGUCUCAAAGAAAAGACCCGCCACAUCCCCUGCUACAAAGUCCCAGAAGAAAAGGAAAAUGGAGGAGGAAGAGGAGGAUGAUGACGAGGAGGAUGAGGCUGAAGAGGAUGAUGAAGAUGAUGCAGAAGAGGAGAGUGAAGCUGAAGAGACUCCUGUUAAGGCUAAGCCAACCCCAACCAAACAAAAAGGCAAGGCUCAGAACGGCAAGAACUCUGCACCGAGCACACCUGCCUCCAAGCAGACCCCAAAAGGAAAAGGUGAGAAGACUCCUAAGACUCCAGGAACACCCAAAGUGAAUCUGACCAUCCCAGAGAUUAAAGCCAAAAUAAUGGAGGCCAUGAAGAAGGGAGUCUCACUACCUAAAGCCCAACCCAAGUUUGAGAACUUUGUGAAGAAUUGCCACAAAGUGACAGACCCCAAGGUUGUUGCUGAGCUGUGGAAGUGGCGACAGACGGUGAAGGAGGAAAAGUAAUUGGCUCUGUAGUUUUAACAAUUUUAUGAAUUAUUUUUUCCCCAUACCCUCUCUCAUGAUCUGUACGUCCAAGUCUUUGCCACAGUUUUCCAUGAAGUCACCCUGCCUUCCUGAAUGUAGAGAUUAUGGUGGCGAUGAGCUGCUGGUGCGUUGUAUCACUUCUCCUUUACAUGAAUAAACCUGUUUGUUAAAUAAUCCGGAGUCUUUUCAGAAAUUAUUGUGGAUGAAAAUUGCUGCAUUGAAAGGACAUUUUUAUGCAUUUUUUGUUUGUAGUUAAGAUUUAUUUGAUCUAAAUUAGAAGCUGUAAAAAGCACAUUACAUCAGACUAGAUUGACAGUUUGUCGGCUGCAAUGUUGUUAAAAUAUAAGUUCCAUCAGCUCAUGAUCACAAUAUGCCAGAUUUUUUUUUUUUUUUUCUUCAUACCAUGAUGUCCAAGUUGUUCGUUUUACCGUCCAAUUAACCCUCCCCCCCCUUUUUUUUUUCUUUUUUUAAACAAGUUGAAUACAAUAAAGUGUCCGCUGCAUUUCAGCUCAGAGAUCCCCGGUCUGCUCUAAAACCGACAGCUCGUAGGCCAAAGGUUGUGUCACUUUAGGUGUUUCAUGCCUUAGGGAGUCUGCAAAUUGCGUAAUCUUUCUUAGAAAUUCCCAUAUGUACUCAAGUUUCAAAGGUGCAAAUUUGCCUAGUUACACUGAGAUUAGGAAAGAAUGGGAUGACUGGUAAAUGAGACCAUUCCAUGCAGUCAAACGGGUAUCUGUUUAUGGUUAUAACCUUUUGCUCUGGAUUUGAAUGUCUCAGAACUGUUUAAAACCGUAAGGUGUGGCUCUGUUUUCCAUUUCUGUUGGGUUGACUGAUUUACCCUGGUUAAUGGAUGUUUGCAUUGUUGUAAAGGUUUUUUUUUUUCUUUUUCUGAAACAACUUG